UUUUCUUUGGGGUUGAGGAUUGGACCUCUUAUAUUUUCCUCAUACACCCACGUGAACGAUGAGACAAAGCUUCCUUUCUCUAAAACCCUACCGCCGCCGUCACCAUCCCUUCACCACUUUCCGACCACCACAACUCUUAACUGCAAGCGAGCAACGUUUUUGUACUCCUCAUCACCUCUUCUCCUUUCCUUUUCUGCUCUGUGACUCAAUUUUCUUUUCAAUCAGUGUUGAAAUGGAGCUGUUUGAAACGGAACCACCGUGCCGGUUUCCCUCAGGCCACCGUGAGCUUCAUCUCCUCCAAGGAAACCUGCAGUCCAAUGGGUUGACUGGUAGAUUACCUCCUAAGCUUAGAAACUUGAGAUACCUUCAAGAUCUUUGGCUAAAGAGGAAAGGUCCUUAUCAUGGUCAAUGUUGCCUCACAAUGUGGCUUGACUAACUCCAAUUACACAGAGCUGAGUCAGUUGUAUGAGAAAUACAAACAGAGAGGUUUGGCCAAUAAUGCUCAUUCUCAUAAAAUUGCAACGUCAAUCUAAGGCAUCAGCUUUACGUGUUCAACUUGCUUCACUGAUUGGUCUGUUGAUCAGACACUCUACCUUUGUUGAUGACAGUUUGGCUAAUUCUGGAAUUCUAGGUUCACUGACGGAUGGCCUUAGGGACAGACAGGAAAAAGUAAGAAGGUUUUCUAUGGCUGCUUUGGGUGAGUUGCUAUUUUAUAUAUCUACCCAAAGUGCUGACUCUAAAGAUAACACUCUGCUUGAAUCUCCAUCGAAGGACAAUAGGACCGCACAUGGCUGGCAGGUUCCAAAUUCAUUAAUUUCCCUUGUGACAACGAUAUUGAGAAAAGGUGAGGAUGAUAUAACUCAGUUGUAUGCAUCGAGUUCUGUCAGAGCUAACCUGCAAAGUUUUAUUAGAUAUUAAGUGUGCUAAGAUAUAGUCGAUAGAUAGUCUACUAAUGAAAUAAAAGGUGUGUUUUAGAAUCUAAGGGUUGACCUCAAAUCUCACCAAAAAAGAGUGUUGAUCUCAAAAUAAGUAUUUGAUAUAAUUAAUCAGUGAGAUGAACUUACUUCGGAAGUAACUUUUGUUAAGUUAAUAGGCUUAAUAACUUUUUUGUAAACAUUAAAGUUCAUCAAUCCAACUGUUGAAUAUGGUAAUAUUUUCUUAAAGAUCAUGCACUCCAAAUUUUAAAUUAAUUGAAUGCUCAUGCCUAUGUAAUCUUACCACCACCUUUUGUAUUUUAAAAAAUAAAUUCUAUGUUAAGUUAAAAUUAUAUGAUGAAAGAUCAAAUAAUUUUUAAACUUCAUAAAAAAUUGUAGACUUAAUCUACUCAAUAGAAUUAUUAGUUUGGUAGUAAAAAUGCUGAAAUUUUGUCUACAAAGCAUUAUUCAAUUUAUCUAUGAAAAUAGUUGCUCUACUUAUAAUAAAUUAUAAGAUUUGUUAAUUUUUGGAGAAAUUGCACCUACUCUGCAUGAAAUAUACUUAAGUGACAUAUAUAUAAUGAUGUUACGAUGUUACGCAAUUAGUUUAUACACUAAUAAUAGAUAAUUAUUAAUUGCUUGCAUGCUCUGAAAAGUCCAACACCAUAGGGUACACCCCUCCCUGAAAUACUGCUA
Vicia villosa (hairy vetch) is the source of this 1610-nucleotide messenger RNA. RefSeq names its product serine/threonine-protein kinase RUNKEL-like. Bases 466 to 918 code for a protein of 150 amino acids. The transcript has 5 exons. Lineage: Eukaryota; Viridiplantae; Streptophyta; Magnoliopsida; Fabales; Fabaceae. The record is from RefSeq and is a predicted model, not a curated record. Gene Ontology annotation, biological process: phragmoplast assembly; cytokinesis by cell plate formation. Gene Ontology annotation, molecular function: microtubule binding.